Molecule: messenger RNA, 3247 nt
Organism: Actinia tenebrosa (Australian red waratah sea anemone)
Lineage: Eukaryota; Metazoa; Cnidaria; Anthozoa; Actiniaria; Actiniidae
Product: E3 ubiquitin-protein ligase TRIM71-like
Biological process (GO): protein polyubiquitination; proteasome-mediated ubiquitin-dependent protein catabolic process
Molecular function (GO): protein binding; ubiquitin protein ligase activity; zinc ion binding
Source: RefSeq, a predicted model, not a curated record
AAGAAGCAGCGUGGCUUGGAGAACAAAUAAUCGCUGUCUAGUCUUACACGCCAUGGAUUCCUUCCUUGAAAACCUCAAAGAGAACGUACAGUGUUCCUUGUGUAAUGAUACACUUGCUGAACCUAAGAUCUUGAAAUGUUUCCACAUAUUUUGUAAGCCUUGUAUCAAAAGGCACGCCGAGCUGAUCGAGGAUGUCGCCGUCUUCAAGUGUCCAAAAUGUAAAUCAGAAACUCCCUUACCACAAGAAAGCAGCUUGGAUAGUCYAAAAACAAGUCCGCUACACUCAAGAAUGUCUCAAAUUCUGACUACUAUUGAGAGCGAAAAGGUUUGUUCUGUUUCUGAUAGUCAUUCAGCAGCAGUGUGGUAUUGUUUUGAUUGUGAUCAAUCGAUCUGUGAAGACUGCCGCAAAAGCCAUUCUAUGUUUACUAGACAUCACAAACUCAUUCGUGUUAGUGACAUGAAGAACGAAGACCACGAAUCUAUGCUAAAGAAGGAGAAUAACUGCACAACCCACUUAAAUGAAAUAUUGGAGCUCUAUUGCGAAGAUUGUGAUGAUAUCAUCUGUUUGAGCUGCUGGAAGACACGUCAUAAUAAUCACAAGAUCAUGCCAUUAGACAAGCUCGUCUUACUGAAAAAGGCAUUGUUAUACAAGCAUCUACAAGUGCUGGAACAGUUGAGAUUCAAUGACAAGGAAAGGCAGGGYCAAGAAGAGAUUGCUAACAAAAUAAGAGAGGAUGGAGAAAGAGCUAAAAGUGAAGUAAAAGAAAGCAUACAGAGAAUAUUUGAAAGUUUACGUCAAAGUGAGAGCGAAAUUCUGAAACAAAUCGAUAGCAAGAUGGACAGAGCGACCAAAAACUUGAAUAUAAUCCAUCAUAUUCCAACCGUCAAGGAAUACAUCAAUAAUAUAAUGGAAAGAGGAUUGGCAAGUGAAAUGAUGAACAUUCAAGAGACAGAAUCCUAUGAGGAUUUUAUUUUUAGUCCAAUCCAAAAAUGUUCAGGAUUCGCCUUCGUUCCUAACCAAACCUUGCUGCAACAAGUGAAUACAGGGCUGGGAGAAAUACAAUCUUACUCUAAAACAGACCAUACGAUGAGUACUAUUGAAGUGAUGUCUGAUCCAGUGGCUUUCAAACAGGGAAACCUGAUGUUGAUAACUAAAACCUCUGCAGGAGAACUCAAUCACGAUCCAGGCGAUGUUAUUGAUGUUAAAAUCAGCCCUGAAGAUAAUGUGGAUAUAAGAGAAAACUAUGUGAGAACUGAUGGUAAACUAGAAGUGGAGUUCAUACCUAAAGUAGUUGGUCAACUGACAGCAGAGGUUCAAGUGAAUGGGAAUCAUGUAUCUAACAGUCCACUAGUGAUGAACGUAGAAUCCCAAGAAAUGGAAAUAGUGAAAGAGUUUAAGAUGAAAGGAAGAAAAGUAGAAACUUUGGAUAUGAAUGGGAUAGCAGUGAAUGAAGGAAACAGUAGAGUUGCUGUUGCAGAUGGGUAUUCUCACUGUGUUCAUGUGUUCAACACUGAUGGAGACCUGUUACUGACUUAUGGAGAGGGUCAGUUAAAUAAUCCUGAAGGAUUAGCUUUUCAGAAUGAUACAGAUCUAGUCAUAGCGGACUGUGGUAUGUAUAGAAUAUGUAUCACGAACACUGUGAAAGGAACGCAGAUAAAUAUGUUUGGUGAUAGUUAUGGACAGGGCAAUGGACAGUUAACUACACCACACGGAGUACACGUUGAUGACGAUGGGAACAUCAUUGUGUGUGAUUUUGGUAAUUAUCGUGUUCAAGUCUUCACAAGAGACGGUGAAUAUCUAUAUCAGUUUGGCAGAUCUCCCCAGUUGGGUCACUCACGACGAAGCCAGAUUCAUCCUGUCAGCGUAGUACAACAUGGUGGACAGUUUUUCGUCAGUGAUUCUGUUGAAUGCGUUAUUCAUGUAUACAAGAAGAAAGAUGGUGUCUUGACUAGAAUAUCGACGAUUGGCGAGAAAGGCAGUGCUGCUGGUCAGCUGAGUGAACCAUGGGGCCUGGCUAUUGAUAAUGACCAUCAUCUACUGGUCUGUGAUCGUGGGAAUAACCGCAUCCAAAAGUUCACUCUGGAUGGCCGUUUUGUUAAGAAAAGUGCCAACAUACAGAAACCCUCUUAUAUGGCAGUUUUAAAAGAUGGUCAGUUACUUGUAAGUACUUAUUGUUCUGGUGUUUACUUCGUAAAAUAAUGCGAACUUGCACCUUUCCACAACGGCUAUCCAUCGAAACGAGCGACAGAAUUUUAUCCUUGAGUUCCCGAGGAUGUCCAUGAGUAUAUUGUUGUUUUUUAAAGGUUCUUAAGAGAGUCCUUGACAUUUCAGGUCUAAACACGAACUCCAGAUAAUACAUUUGCGCAUGCGUGCAUGUAUUACGUUUUCGAUAAUUUUAGUAACACCAAGCAUGCAAAGAAGACUUCAGAUAUCGUCAGAAGUACGGGGAAAAACUGUAUAUCAUAGUUGUUAGUUGUGAUAUCGAUUUAAAUCGUAUAUCGUGCUCCCAAGAUUUACAAUCCAUUUUUUUUUUCUUUUAGUAUUUUUCAACCAAUCAGAGCACGCAAAGCGAAGUGACUAUAUCAUAAUAGUAUUGUAUCUAAACAGACACAUUUGCACAUAUAGUUUUGUGUUGCGCAGUAUAUAUCAAUAGUUUAUAGAAAGGUUUUCGUAUGACUGUGAAAAGCAUUUGAUUCAAUGGAGAGUAAAUUCUCGCGCAACAUGAUUGGUCUGGCGUAUGUCUUGGCGAGUCACGACCGCGCUCCUGUCGCGAGCUUUUCACAGUCAUACGAAAACUACUCCAGUGUUGAUAAUGAAACCCUAUACAGAAUUUUAAAAAAUCGUAUCUGGGGCAGGAAUUUUGAUAUUAAUUACGUUGAUAAUACAAUAAUUUUAUUUAGUCAAGAAAUUGGUCUAUUGGAGCGUUAAUACAAAAUAAAUUGUUUUAAUUGCCAGGUAAUCGGUUAUUGAAGCGAAUCUAGCCAAUAUUCCUUUUACCUUUGGACGUAAUGUAUUUUUUUWAAAUUUGAGACCAGGUGUCACCUUCUUGGGAAUAAGAUUCUUUGAAUAAGUUGUACCCAUAUUCAUGUCUCUUCUCAGUCAUGAACAAUUGUUUAACAAAGAAAUAAUACUCUGACUAGGGAAUUACACGUGGUUAGAAGUUAGAAAACAUUACGUCCAAGGUUAAGAGGUCUAUUUCUAGGCAGUCGUUAAGUAUUCUAAAUAAACUCCACAAAUAAUAAUGAA